Molecule: messenger RNA, 2226 nt
Organism: Anopheles cruzii
Lineage: Eukaryota; Metazoa; Arthropoda; Insecta; Diptera; Culicidae
Gene: dgt6
Product: augmin complex subunit dgt6
Exons: 2
Coding region: 1-2226 (741 amino acids)
Biological process (GO): spindle assembly
Cellular component (GO): mitotic spindle microtubule; HAUS complex
Molecular function (GO): microtubule binding
Source: RefSeq, a predicted model, not a curated record
AUGAAUAAAAGGUCGCAAGCACUUAAACUACACACCACCGGCCAGGUACUGUCCGGGGCGGCGGGCACAACAGCUACCAGUGGCAUUGAAAAACAACUGGACGACGCAAUUUAUCGGUGCCUGCAUGCCCUAACCAAGCGGCACGAACCGUCCGACGACUUUCGGGCGCACUUUUGUCGCCGAGCGUUCGUUAAACAGAACACAAAAGCGUUCAUCCAGGUAAUACACUUCCUGUUGAACGUGUAUGAUGCGGCUGAAUUCCGGAAGCGGUUCUACUGGCCGAUCUACGAUAAGGGCGCCGAAAACGCGUUCCGCACGGCGACGGUAGACUUUGUGAACCAUCUGAUCGAUUGCGGCAAGCUGGUCGGGAUGGAGAAGGUAAAGGCUCACCUAGUCGUGCUACCGGGAGGUAUCAAGUUUAUGAAAUUUCUUCUUGGUCUUAUCCGCUUUGUACUGCAAGAGGAGUUGCGCAAGAUCCGUCCUUCAGCUCCUGGCGCACCUAAAAUGCUUACUAAGGCCAGCAUGGCCAGCAUGAUUGCCAGCCAUAAACGCUGGAUUGACUUUCAGGAGCGACAGGUUGGGGCUGUGCAAGAAGAGACAAGCAUUCUAUCGUCGCGGAUAUGCAAAAAUAAUGCCCUGUUGAAAAAUAUUCUCCAGAAAAGCGAGUUGGCUCAGCGCAUGACAUAUGAAGGGCUAAUGAUCCUCUGGGAUGAGGUGAUCACCAGGGAGCGCGAGAGUCACGAACAGAAGCACGCGAAAGUGCUGAGCAUUGCGCAAGAGUUUGAAGAAAUCAUCCAGCAGGCGUGGUGUUUACUGAAAGAGCAUGAACAGGAUCUGUCGUUCAGUAAGGAUCAGCUGAAGGAAGUGCAGACCAAGCUGCAGGAGCGCCAUCCGCCGUUGGAAUCCCUGGCUCGAGAAAUGUUCGAUAAGCAUGAAAAGGUAAACCCACUGAAACUGGUCGAGUUCUACAGCGCGCUGCUGCCAGCGGUGGUCGACUUUUUCGAGGCUUUUUGCCCCAAAAAUCAGUCCAUUGUAAAAUUUGAACACAAGGAACUUUCUCGGGCAACGGCAAAGUUGACCGAAAUACGGCAAGAGAUACAGUACCUUUCGCGUACGCUGCCCCUGCUGAAGGAACAAUCAGGGGGGUUCGACUGUGACCCCCGAUCGGCGGUUGUCGCACAUGAUAGCAGCCCCGAGUCCGUGGUUGAUAACUUUGCUAUAAAGAACAAACUGUUCUCCACUCCACCGAUCGUGAUGGACUUCGAGGGUCAGACCGGCGAUGCACCCUUGGCAGGUAGCGGUAGGUGUAGUGCCCGGAUCGCCUUCCUGAACAAAGACGAGGUACAUGCAAUGAAUGCUCGGCUCAAACUAUUAUCGACUAGCAUUUAUCAGCCCCGCACACUGCGCCCUGCCACGGGCAACUCGGUUACGCAGGCCUCUGUGGAAACGGAUAUGGCUUCGACGAAUGUUUUCGCUGUACCACGAGUGGCGCGCAAAGAAAAGCUUAACCCUUUGACCAUGUUGAACCGUAUCAAGGCACAAAGUCAGAGUCAACGGGAAACUUCAAAGCCGGCCAAUAGUUCGAUGAACAUUUCGGCACUGAGCGAGAUGUCGCUACACCCCGAGUUCUCGUCUACCCUGCUAGCAACACCAGAAAAAAUGCACAAACCAUCUCCUGCUAAACCCGCUCCAUCUCCUGCCCCGCCGAAUGUCCCAAUGGGAAAUCUAGCCCACAACUUUUGCCAGAGUUCACCCACCAUGUCCAGUCCACGGUUGCUGGCGAUUUAUGCCGGAACGGCCACACCGAAGUCUGCACUGUCGCCCCGUUUGCUGAUCCCCGGAAUAUCUGGAGGAGCAAAUCGUUGCAGUAGCACCAUUAAAAGGCGUAGCUCUCUUCUCGAGCAGGAAGCGGUACAAACGUCUCCAUCCGGACGACUGGACUCAAUUGUUCGCCAGGGUGAGCUACAUGCUUCCGGCAUCCGAAUUGUCCUGAACGAAAUUGUCGAUCUUACCGUUGAUGGUAGCGAUACGGAAGAAGACAAAACUCUCAGCCCCGAGAAUGGUGGGCAACUGAUGGAUUUUUCGAGAACUCUGCUGGCCAACACCGCGGUUGAACGAACACAGCACGAGACAUUGCACUCGCACAACACUCUUCUCUCGGUGAUGGAAUCGGAAGAAGAAAACUUGUUCAACGUCAGCGACGGUAUAGUCACCGAUAUCGAAUGA